AUGACUGCUCAGAGCAGAGAGGAUGCUGAGGAGGGAGCGGGCGCAUCAGGGAGGGCGACCUUGCCUCUCAACCAGCAGACCGAGCGCCUGUGCAACAAGACCAGUAUCUGCUCUCGCUCUUACUUUGUGGUUGUAAUGGUGUUUUUUCACGUUUAUAUAGUCAAUGUAAUUGCACUCUUAUUCUACGUGCACUACAACAGUGCACAAGAAGAUGAUAGCCGAAGUCGUGACACUCGGGAUACUGACCCCUCGAAUGUCAACUCAAGAGAUGCGCCAUCUAAAGUUCUACACCAACGUGAUUUUUCACUUCCAAGGAUCGAGGGCAUACGAGUUGGUCAUGUACAGAAGGUGUCACUGACACCAGGAAAAGACCAUCUCAUGCGGACACUCAGUAUGAAGCCCCUUCUAUUUGAAAUUCCAGAGUUUUUGUCGGAGGAUGAGUGCCAAGUCGUAAUGCAGCUGGCUCAUCUGAAAGGUUUAAUGGAAAGCCAGCUCAUGGUUCAGAGGGACCAUGAAGAAUUAGUUAAGGAACUCAACCUUAGCCCUGAGGAAAUCUUCAACCUUCUGGAUGUAAAUCAAGACGAGCAGUUACAAAUGACUGAGAUUCUAACUCAUUCUCGAGUGAGGGAUGGCAUUUGGUUAACACCAGACACUUUGAGGGAAAUAUAUGCAGGUCUCAAAGCUGACAAGAAUGGUGAUGGUUUGCUGAGUAUAGAAGAAUUCAGACUGCUGAGCAGUGAUGCCUUCCAGCGCUUCUUGCAACAAAAAGGGGUCAAGAAGAGUCAGCUUGUGAGAAAUAGCCGGCAUACAUGGCUUUACCAGGGCGAAGGGGCACACAAGGUCCUCCAAGACAUCAAAGAGAGAGUAAUCCGACUAACCAGGCUCCCCUCUGCCUUGGUGGAUCUGAGUGAGCCUUUACAAGUGGUUCGUUAUGAGGAGGGGGGUCACUACCAUGCCCAUCACGACAGUGGGCCAGUCUACCCUGAAACGGCCUGUACACACACUCGACUAGCAGUGAACACCUCCACUCCUUUUGAGACAUCGUGCAGGUACAUCACUGUCCUCUUCUACUUGAACUCUGUUGAAGGGGGAGGAGAGACCGCAUUCCCUGUAGCAGACAACAGGACGUACGAUGAAGUGUCAUUAAUACAGAAUGAUGUAGACCUAUUAGACACCAGAAAGAACUGUGACAAGAGCAACCUAAGAGUGAAGCCAAAAAAAGGGACAGCGGUUUUUUGGUACAACUAUCUUUCAGAUGGAAAAGGCUGGGUGGGGGAGCAGGAUGAGUAUGCUCUCCAUGGUGGCUGUGUGGUCACCCAUGGCACUAAGUGGGUUGCCAAUAAAUGGAUCAACGUUGAUCCAGAUUACCAGAGGCAGACUCGGUAUCAGCAACUGGUCUCACAGCAGCCGGAUCACACUGACGAAGAUGACACUUCCACUGUAUCGUCUGAUGCUCAUAGUUCUAGCCUCCAUCAGGACUUGUAG
Molecule: messenger RNA, 1485 nt
Organism: Knipowitschia caucasica
Lineage: Eukaryota; Metazoa; Chordata; Actinopteri; Gobiiformes; Gobiidae
Source: the annotation of a GenBank genome assembly